Sphenostylis stenocarpa is the source of this 993-nucleotide messenger RNA. The record is from the annotation of a GenBank genome assembly. Lineage: Eukaryota; Viridiplantae; Streptophyta; Magnoliopsida; Fabales; Fabaceae.
AUGGCCACCGCCCCUAAAGGGGGCCAGUUCCCGGAGAACCACCGUCAUGAGAACGACGCCGGAGCUACAUUUGUCCUCCAGUCAAAAGGGGAAUGGUGGCACGCGGGUUUUCAUUUAACGACGGCGAUUGUGGGUCCAACCAUGCUAACGCUGCCGUAUGCGCUGAGAGGGUUGGUUAGGGUGCGGGCUUGGUCUGUUUUGCUUGACGGCGAUGGGGGUCGUCACAUUGUACGCUUACUUCCUCAUGUCCAAGAUUUUGCAUUCCAUUAUUUCACCACACGGAUCGAUGAAAUUUUACCACUUUAUAGCAAUAGUGACAGGGAUUAUGGUAAUUCUAUCUCAGCUUCCCACUUUCCAUUCCCUGAGACACAUAAACUUGUGUUCGUUGUUUCUCAGCCUGGGCUACACAGCUCUUGUGGCACAUCGAAGAAUGCCCCUCCAAGGGACUAUUCCUUAGAACAUAAUAAGCCAUCAAGAGCAUUCAGUGCAUUCACUUCCAUCUCAAUACUUGCAGCAAUAUUUGGGAAUGGCAUAUUACCAGAGAUACAAGCAACUCUGGCCCCUCCUGCUGCUGGGAAGAUGGUAAAAGGCCUUGGUAUGUGCUAUGCUGUAGUUUAUUCUCAAGUCGCUUAUGAGUUAAUGGAGAAGAAGUCAGCUGAUGUGAAUCAGGGGGUGUUUUCCAAAAGAAACGUUAUUCCUCGAAUAAUUCUUCGAACAAUUUACAUGAUAAUAUGUGGGUUUGUGGCAGCAAUGUUGCCAUUUUUUGGGGACAUCAACGGUGUGGUUGGUGCUAUUGGUUUCAUCCCUCUGGAUUUCGUUCUGCCUAUGCUUCUAUACAACAUGACGUACAGGCCUCCAAGAUCAACAUUCACUUAUUGGAUUAACACCUCAAUUAUGGUGGUCUUCACGGGUGUUGGAAUAAUGGGCGCAUUCUCUUCCAUAAGGAAAUUGGUUCUUGAUGCCAACCAAUUAAAGAAAGCUCUUCUGCAGUGA